This is a messenger RNA of Dalotia coriaria, 1641 nucleotides long. RefSeq names its product leucine-rich repeats and immunoglobulin-like domains protein 1. The transcript has a single exon. The record is from RefSeq and is a predicted model, not a curated record. Gene Ontology annotation, molecular function: protein binding. Lineage: Eukaryota; Metazoa; Arthropoda; Insecta; Coleoptera; Staphylinidae. Bases 1 to 1536 code for a protein of 511 amino acids.
AUGAUUUACAAGAUUAUCUGGAUAAUUUUAGUUCAAAGGUGUUGGCUUGUUAGUUGUGACUGUAAUCACACUGCAGUCAAAUUAAACAGACUAUCUUAUUUACGCUCUAACUGUGUUUUUGAAAAUCUAACCAAUUCCAACAUCUUACUCCACGAUGCCGAUUUACCAAAGGACCUAAAUCGAAAAGCAUAUAAUUGGAAUACCAUCACUUUAAACCUACAAAAUGGUGUGCUAAACAACUUUUCCGCUGGCGAUUUGAUUGCGGAAGGAAUUGCUUGCAAUUAUGGAAAAAUUAACUUACUUCUCAAUGAUAUGCACAUCAAUCGGAUUAAUGUCUUUCCAAGCGAAGUGACAACAAAAUCCCAAAGUAAAUGCAAUGUGAGUUACACAUCCAUCCAAUUUACCAACAACAAUAUCACUGAAUUAAAUGGACAAAUAUUUAACAACUUAGUUAAUUUGACAUCUAUAAACUUGUCGAACAAUAAUAUUAAAACUCUUGACAAGCUGAUGUUCAACAAAUUGAAAAGUUUAAAGACAUUAAAUUUAUCCAACAAUAAAUUAUCUAAACUUGAUAACAUUUUUGGAAACCUUGAACGACUGGAUUACUUGAAUAUAUCAAUAAAUGAUAUUACAACUAUCCCGAAAGGUGUAUUUGUGAACAUGACAUAUUUGCGACAUUUGAAUGCAUCCUAUAAUCAAAUAACUAACAUUGCUUCAGGUGCGUUUAUAUAUUUGAACAAUUUAAUGUAUUUGGACAUUUCGCAUAAUCGCUUGACGACAAUUGAUAUGGGUUCGUUUAGCGGUUUGCAUAAAUUAAGAAAUAUGAACAUUGGCUACAACUACAUCAAUCCCAACAAAUACUUAAUGAUAAAUACACCGAGUUUGAUUGAAUUGGAUAUAAGCUUCAAUGAAUUAGAGAAUUUGGAUGUUGAUUUAUUCAGUCUUCAGCACUUGACAUCAAUAAAUAUUGAUGGAAAUAAAUUCUCGUGCCAACUACUGAUUCACUACAUCAAUAAGUUCAAACAAUUUAGAACAAAACUGCAAUUUGGAACCGAAAAGGAUCGUUCAAGCUUGCAUGGAAUUCAUUGCAACGACACCGAAUCCAACGAAGAUAUCACCAUCAAUUUGGAAAGUGAUAGCACUAAAUCGUAUGAUGUAGAAAUGUUAAUUAAUCAAAGAUUUAAUGAUACAUUGACAUUGAUGGAAGAAUCUAGCAAUAAUAUUGCUAAUGCAUUUAACUCCACGAUGAUUCAAAUGAUUCAAUUAUUGAUACAAACGCAAGUUCAGGGCGAGAACAAAGAUUCUUUGCAAAAAUCCGAUUCGGAGCUGGAUUUUCAAUCGUUAAUUUUAAAUGUGCAGGAAAUUGCUAAUGUACUUAUUGUUAUAGCCUGCUUCAUGGUAUUGGUGGCAGUUGGCGUUGUUGUUUGUUGCCUUUGGAAUAAAACGUGGCGUUCGCUACGAAACAAUGUUCAUCUUAGCAGUGUUAACAGCGAAAUUAGUCGUUCCGAAUUAUGUUCUUUGACUGAUUCUUUAUAACAACUGUAACUAUUAAAUUACAAUGAUUUGUUUGUAUAUUUUUAUGUAUUAUAUUUUAUGUAUUUUAUAUAACAUUUAAAUGUUAAUAUAACUAUUAUAAUCUAA